AUGGCUCAAACCGGCUCCCAUCAGGACCUUCCAGACGAAGAGACCGAGCAGAUAGAUCAAAAUUCCGGCUCAUUAUCUACAAUUUCACUCGAAAACGAGCCACUGGUGCAGUCGUUGGCCGCAACCGAAUCGUUCCUGGCAGCUCCAAUCGACAUCAACGUAGCCCGUGCUCAACAGAUCAAUCUACCACCGCUGGAGUGGCUGCACUACGAGGCUGUACCGGCCAGCAUUAAGCUGACCAACAAUGGCGAAACGGUGAUUCUGAGUGCCCGAUGGGAUGGCCCAGAUCGUCCCACCAUCACCGGUGGCUCCCUUACCGGCCGCUACGUCUUCUCGCAGCUUCAUUUCCACUGGAGUGACACGGCACUGGAGGGCAGUGAACAUACGGUCGACGGAGCGCACCUUCCGCUCGAGCUGCACGUCAUCCACUACGACAACCGGUACGGCAGCCAGGACGAAGCGCAGAGCAUCCCCGGGGGCCUUCUUUGUCUCGUGUAUUUCUUCGCGCUCAAAUCACGCACGAACCAUUUCAUCGCGCCACUAAUUAAUGCGCUGGCCACGCUCGCCCUUCCCGAAUCGCACACCAAACUGGAACCGUUUCCAUUGAUCGAACUGUUCCAUCCAUUCACGGUGGAGUAUUUCCUUUACUGGGGAAGCAUAGUGGAUGCUGCCGCCGGUACUCGGACACCGAUUCUGUGGAUGCUGUCCCGGUUACAGGAGUCGAUUAAGUUUCAGCAAUUGAAACAGUUCAACCGACUGCUCGAUAGCCGAAUGAGACGACCACGGGAUCAACCGAAAACACCGUUACCAACAUCGGUGGCAUCCAUCGGUGGGAGACAUUUGUUUCACGUGAACCCACGCACACCGAUGGCCGUGGCGACGUUGGCGAUUGAACCACCGGAAAAGUAUGGUCGGUCGCGGGAACGUUGGCUCGCGGAUCGGAUGGUGCUCGAUUGGAGCACCCCGGAUGCGUGUCGGCGCUUUGUGCAGGCUAUGCGCGAAGAGUUGGCCAAGAAACGGGAGCAAGAGGUUAGGGAAAGUGAUGCUGCUUAG
Messenger RNA from Anopheles aquasalis, 1053 nucleotides. Its product is annotated as carbonic anhydrase 2-like. Lineage: Eukaryota; Metazoa; Arthropoda; Insecta; Diptera; Culicidae. Gene Ontology annotation, cellular component: cytoplasm. The record is from RefSeq and is a predicted model, not a curated record. Gene Ontology annotation, molecular function: zinc ion binding; carbonate dehydratase activity.